AUGCUCUCCUCACUCAUCCUCCUCUCACUCGCCACAGCAAUCUCAGCGGAGUGCCAUCGGGAAUUCCUCAAAAAUUCAACAGACACCUACAUCAACGCGCAGACCCUCGGCCAAUAUGAGAAUGUCAAAUCCCUCAUCUUCGACUUCGCCCCCUACAACGAAAACAACAUCCCCACUGCCCUCGAAGGCGGCAUACUCGCCACCCCAAUCAAAAUUGACUUCGCCCGUAGCGUCCACGACACCGUGCAAUGUGCCACUUUCACGGAACUCAUCGCCGCCUCGAACCCGCAUCCGUAUGUAAUUCAUACACGUAUGGAGUUCGAUGCCAAUAAGAUGAAGGCAAGUAGGAUUGAAAGCAUUGUUACGGAUAAGGGGGAUUGGCUUUUUAAUGCUACAGGGACGUUGGCGCUUAAUGAACCAGAGAAAUGGGAUGCUAUACCUAAAGCUCAACAGGAUUCUCGCGCAGUUAUCCAAUCAAUCGGCGACGCAUACUUUGACCGCUUCGGCAACGUGUCUGUAGUCGUCCCCUGGGGCCCGCCCUGCUACCGCGUUGAAGGCGGGUUACCUGCUAAGGGGACUCUGACGGCGAGUGGGGACUGCGUGAUGGAGUGGCCGAGCACGAUUCAUGUCCCGUAUAGACGGUAUGUGGUCGAUGAGCAGUAUGGGGUUGUGAGUCUAUUUGUGGGUUUCCCCGGGCUAGAUCGUACGCAAGGGGAGGACCCGAUGCCGGACAGUCAUGUUUUUAGGGUGGAGGGCGGGAAAUUGAAGUACCUGCAUACCGCUAGUGCCUGUGUGGUGGAAGGGUGUGGGUUGAAUUCGACGUUUGGUGGUGGGCUUUAG
Messenger RNA from Venustampulla echinocandica, 840 nucleotides. RefSeq lists its product as uncharacterized. The record is from RefSeq and is a predicted model, not a curated record. The coding region runs from base 1 to 840 and encodes 279 amino acids. Lineage: Eukaryota; Fungi; Ascomycota; Leotiomycetes; Helotiales; Pleuroascaceae. The transcript has a single exon.